This is a messenger RNA of Oncorhynchus masou masou (cherry salmon), 9206 nucleotides long. RefSeq names its product E3 ubiquitin-protein ligase RNF43-like. NCBI's taxonomy places the organism in Eukaryota, Metazoa, Chordata, Actinopteri, Salmoniformes, Salmonidae. The record is from RefSeq and is a predicted model, not a curated record. Gene Ontology annotation, molecular function: frizzled binding; ubiquitin protein ligase activity. Bases 1327 to 3915 code for a protein of 862 amino acids. The transcript is spliced from 8 exons. Gene Ontology annotation, biological process: ubiquitin-dependent protein catabolic process; Wnt receptor catabolic process. Gene Ontology annotation, cellular component: plasma membrane.
GGGAGACUAUGAGAGGCAGGCUUCGGGACUUCGCUUCAUGUACAGUGUCUUUUUCCAACUUUUCAAUGUUUUUUUUUAUGAAGAUCAAUAACAGUGUUUUAACGACUUGCGUUCCUCUUCGAUUCUACAUUUUUUUCUACAUUUUCAGUAUCUUCAGUAAAUUACUGGAGUUUAGCGUAUAUAUAUUUUUUCGGCAACCGCGGGAAGUAUUUCGUUUCAGAAUUGUUAUAAAUUUCAGACGUGGUACUCGGGAAAAGAGACAACUUUUUUGGAAGGUGGCAGGAAGCAAACUGGUUUUAGAUGCGUAACAACUUAAGCGGGCAAUAGACAUGUGAAUACGUCGGCUGCAGAAAUGACACGUGAUUUCUACUGCUAAUUAAUUAACUAGUUAUAACAUGCUAUCUAAAUCAUUUCAACGGUUCCAUUGGAUUAGCUAAUUAAACAUGUCAAAAGUCCGGAAUGCUCCGUUGUCAACUUUAUUGUGGCAUUUUUGUCGAGAUUUAGUCGCUACAGAGUUUAUGAAAGUUACUAUAGCAUUUCCGUCGUUGUUAACUGUAUGUUCGACUGUCAUCUUGGAAUCAGUCUUAUCAACAUCAAUUUGACUGUUCAUCUCGGUUUCUGAAGUUCAACAAACCUUGAAACCUAUAAGUAUACAGUGCGGUUGGGAUAGCCUACAUUCACACAUCCAGCGUAAAGAAGAGUUGCUUUAGAGAUACUUGUUGCAUCUAGAGUCCGUCAGCGAGAUUUUACCAUUUUCUUUCUUGCACUGGAAAUGUGACAGGGAAUACCGGUAAAUUGGAUACAUUUUUAAAACCAGACGUUACUGUAGCAUGUUUAUAGUGGGUUGGUCACAUAAUUAAUUAUCAACAUUGUUGCAAAAGGUUUUUUGAAAUAUUGCCAGUGGUGGAAUAUUACAAGAGCCGGUGUUUUGGAAGUGUCCGGACUGAACCGACUGACAACUUCAACCUGCACGUUGAAAAUUAGAACUGGGCUACUGUUUAUCUCCUGUAAGGACUGGAGAUCGUGUUGUAUGUGAAAAGUGAAAUCAAUAACUUUUUCAACUGUAACAAACUUUUAAAGCGGGGUAAGAAUUAACCAGAAAUCCACAAGAAAUGCAUCCACAAAGACAACAUGGCAGUCAGUGAGGCUUAAAACGUUGGAUUUAACCCUGUUUUUCGAAUAGUUUUCACGGGUUUGUACAUUUUAGAACCCACAAAGAGGAGGACCGUUGCUGGGCCAUAUAUUUAUUGUCCUGAAUCAACUCCGGUUGUUGCCAGCUUUGAAGUCCACGAUGUGCGGCCGGAGCCCGCCGCUGCAGCCGAUCCAAUGACCGUUCCCCAGCGGCGAUUGGCCGGGCUCUGGCCGUGGCUGCUCAUAGCGGCCCUGCAGGUGGUGUUCGGCCAGACGGGCCUGGAGCUGGCGGCGGCCGUAGAAACGGAGCGCUCGGCCCCCAGGGCUGUCAUCAAGGUGACACUGCUGAGACACGAGCCCACGGGGAAGCCCAUCACUCUGGAAGGGCUGUUCGUCGGAGGGAGCGCCGGCUCUGCAGAGGGGAAGCUCAUGCAGUCUCACCCUCUGUCCCUGUGCAACACCAGUGAAGAUGAGCGCCAGGAGUCUGACUUCAUCAGCAUCGUCAAGCUGGAGAGCCCGGAGCGCAAGGUGCCUCAGUGUCUGCCCCUGCUCAAGAAGGCUCGCCUGGCACUGGAGAGAGGUGCUCAGGCUGUCAUCUUCGAUGUCACCGACGACAAAGACGCUGCUCUCGAGCUGCAUGAGUCUGACUCCCUGCCGCUUCCGGUGGUGCUGGUGAAGGCUGAGGAUGCUGAGGAGCUGAUGGGACUGGUUAACAAGAACGAGGAGGCUAGAGUCCGUAUCGACAUCAAAAAAGAGGACCCAAAAUGGCCCCACUAUGAUGUUGGUAUCUUGCUUACUAUAGUCCUGGCUAUUCUGGCCAUCGUUUUGAUCUUUGCCUUCCGGUACCGAUGCAAGUCCAACAGAACCUGGGACUCAGUCCAUCAGCAGACCAUGCGAGCCAUCAGUCGUCUGGAGACGCGAAUGUACAGCUCUCAGGGCUGCGGGGGCUCACAGCGCCACCGUGGGGGCUGGGGGUCUAAUAACAGCUCCAACUCCAGCCCCGUCUGUGCCAUCUGUCUGGAGGAGUUCCUGGAUGGACAGGACCUGAGGAUCAUCUCGUGUGCUCAUGAGUUCCAUAAGGAGUGUGUGGACCCCUGGUUGCUGCAGCACCGCACCUGUCCUCUCUGCAUGCACAACAUCAUGGGUACAGAGCUGUCACGUCAGCCCCAGAGGAGCAGACUGCAGCAGACCCCCGAGCACAGCCAGGGUUUCCUGCACCCCCACCCCUACCCACACGCCUUCCCCCAGCAUCCCAUCCCCUUCUCCAUGAGGCCUCACUACCCCCGUGGCCCCUCCGGCCCCUACCCCUCCCUGAGCCACUACAGCAGCUCCCCACCCCUGGACCCCCAGACCCUCCGCUUCCUCCCUAGCUGGCCUCUUGGCUCCGGUUGUGGAUACAUCCACCCUACAGAGGGCCCCGGGAGGCCUCACAAGGCCGGGAGCAGCUGCAGGACUGCAGGUCACCCUCUGGGGUCCCACUACGGCCCCGGGUCCCACCGCUCCUGCCACGCCUACCGCUCCGGCUGCCCUGCCCAGCGCAGCAACUCCAGUUCCAGGCUCCACCACACCCCCUCCUUUUCUCCCCGCGCCUCCGAAGGGGGAGCCCAUAGCCGGGGGGCCGAGGGAGGCAGCUGCUCUGGGGGGAGCUACCGGACGGAGCGCAGUGGCUACCUGGCAGACGGGCCGGCCAGUGACUCCAGCUCUGGCCCCUGUCACGGUUCAUCCAGUGACUCGGUGCUCAACUGUACCGACGUGUCCCUGCAGGGUGUGUAUGGUAGCUGGUCCACAUUCCGCAGCUCCCUGAGCAGUGACUAUGAUCCGUUUGUGUACUACGGGCCGGGUUUGGGACGGACAGGCCGCAGGGACAGCAUGGAGGCAGGGGCCCAGAGACCAAGGUCCCUGGACUCAGUGAUGAACAGAGACAGAGGACGAGGGAGCCCUGAGGAGCAGCCGCAGGCUGUGUUUAGCCACGUCCACUACCACCGCCACAGACACCACCACUACGGAGAGGACGGGGAGCGGGAGCACGCCCAGGGACAGGGGCCAGGCAGGGGGUCAGACGAGGAGCAGGGGGCUGCUGUUGCUAUUGGCUCUGGUACUGGUUCUCCCCCGGCUCUGGACAAGGACUUCCCAGUGUGCCCUCUGAAGCACAGCCCCUGUCAGUGCCCUAAGGCAGAACACACAGACAGUAGGGAGGUCCACGGCCACGGGAUAGAGGGUCAGGACCAUGAGCUUAGCCUCAGCCCCCCGUCAGGCCCCCCUCCUGCCCUGGUAGCACCAGCACCCUUAGCAGCCCCAGCCCCCUGCUGCCACCAGGACCACGGCCGUGGAGGCCACCCCCACCGGAGGGCAGACCGGCUCGGCGGCUGCGUCCUCGACGGCCCCUCGGUGCUCUUCCACCAGAGCCUAGAACUGCAGGAUGACUGUAGCAUCCACAUUCACUACGGCCAGGGCCCCAGCUACUGCUGCCCCCCGCCUGACCUGCCCAUGCCUGUGCCUUUCAUUCUGGACUCUGGGGGUAUGGGGGCCCUAGGGGGCCUAGAGGACUGGCCCUGCUGUGGAGGGCCCCACCAUGUAGUGUGGCAGAAGCGGGUGCAGCAGGCCCACUCUGAGCCCCAGUUGCUGGGGCCAGGGCUGGGGGGCCCUAUGGACAGACCCCCGCCCCCAUGCAGCAGGCGUCACCACGGUCACCAAAGCCCAGCGCACGACCGCAACACAGACUUUUGUUUAUACUGCCAAACAUUACACAACAAUCAGGGAUCAGAGGAGGAGUCCGGUGUGUGAUAACUAACUAACUCGAGAGGUGCAUCCCCAAACUCACGCUGCUACGUACACAGGAGCCGGAAUGGACAAACACGUCAUCGGCGGCCAUCUUUCUCAAGUCUUCAAAAUAAUUCCACAUGAAAUACAUGCAUUCAAACUACACUUCCCAGAAUCCCCCAGUCAGUGCUGAGUUACAUCUGUCAACAGAGAUCAAAAUUAGUUAGAUUAUGAUUAUUUUGAACAUUUGUUUCUUUUGACCAUCAAAUCAAUGAAAACACAAGUCAAGUAGAGACCUGAAAUUGCUCAUAUUCGUUGUUGAAUUCAAGUAUGCCAAUGUGUUUGAUUUAGACUUUUCUUGUCGCUAAGUGGUGUACUUGUUUCAAGAUGGAGACUGACUGGGAGAUGCUGGGAAAACAACUCCUACAUCACAAAGGGGAAAUUUGUUUUAUUCUCUUCUGCCUUGUUGUUUUGUUUUGUAAAUUACACAAAGAAUUAAAUACCGACAUGAUAUUACAAGUUCCCAGUUUGCCUUAGUGACCACUAGGAAUUAUCACUGCUCAGGACUUGAGCCUUGAUUCACAGUACGAAACUCCCCUACUGUUUCUCUCAGUAUAAAUCACAUGGACAAAUUGGAUAUCUAAUUCCUUGAGUGGUUAAGCACUUAAUCGAUUAUAUUAUGAGGUACUACUCAGUAAUACUUGAUUUUCCCUCAUUAUCCCCAUAGAUGCUCCGUUGGCGGUUUCUUUCUCUUUCCAGCCUGCCUCAAAUCAGAUUCAGAAAUGUGUUCCAGUGGCGUAGGUAUCGCAAAGGUACUCAGAGCUACAGAAAAGAGCCUAGAAGCUUCUCUCUGGGCAACCUGCCCCAUUGGGGGAAAACAGUUAUCUUCUUAGCCGGCCUUACAAGUAGUGUGCAUCCUGAGAGGUCACUAGUGGCUAGCAUGUUGACUUGUGUUGGUUAAUUCAAUAAUGGCAGCUGCUUCCAUCACAUUUUGUUUGCUUUGUGUUUCGGUAAAAAAAAUGUAGUCUGUAAUUUUGAACCAAAUUCACUGAAAUGUGUUAUUAUUACAAGCUAUUUUAGUUUUGCUCAUGUCAUUUCUCAUGUUGCCAGUGGUUACUUAUUAUGUUUGAUCUGAGUGCUGAUUUUGUGGCCAGUGAAGGAGGGAUGGGUCCACCAGACAGACCUGGGUUCAGACUGUAUUUGACUUCUUUCAAAUACUGUAGCUGUGCUUGAAUAAGCUUGCCUGGCUCAAUGGGACAAAUGUAAUCAUCCCAAAAUCAUCCCAAAAGUGCAAACCCCACCCAUAUGGCAUGUACUCUAAAAUAUGCAAAUGCUCCAUGUAUGUGAACAAUUUCAAAUACUAUUUGAACCCUGGUAGGUCUGCCUCCAGAAAAUCUCACAGUGUGAGUGAAACUUCGCUCAGCUCAGGAAGGACAUCCGCCAUGUCUCCUGCUCUUCACCCCUGACCUCUAACCACAUGUCCUAGUACAUGACCCAAUCAAUCUCUCCCUUCCAUUUCCCAAAUACCAGCAGCUAAAGCUCAGCAAGGGUGCUCUUUAUCUUGGAACAUUACAGCAAAAUAUUGUAUACAGUGCAUUCGGAAAGUAUUCAGACCCCUUGACUUUUUCCACAUUUUAUUAUGUUACAGCCUUAUUCUAAAAUUGAUUAAAUAACAAUUGUUCCUCAUCAAUCUACACAUAAUACCCCAUAAUAACAAAGCAAACACAGGUGUUUAGAAAUCUUUGCAAAUAUAUUAAAAAUAAAACAGAAAUACCUAAUUUACAUAAGUAUUCAGACCCUGUGCUAUGAGACUGGGGGCUUGUGAGUGGCACAGCGGUCUAAGGCACUGCAUUUCAGUUCUUAAGGAGUCACAACAGACACCCUGGUUCGAAUUCAGGCUGUAUCACAACCGACCGUGAUUGGGAGCACAAUUGGCCCAGCGUCGUCCGGGUAUGUCCAGUGUAGGACGUCAUUGUAAAAUUAGAAUUUGUUCUUAACUGACUUGCCUAGUUAAAUAAAGGUAAAAUAAAAAUACUCAAAAUUGAGCUCAGGUGCAUCCUGUUUCCAUUGAUCAUCCUUGAGAUGUUUCUACAACUUGAAUGGAGUCCACCUGGGGUAAAUUCAAUUGAUUGGCCAUGAUUUGGAAAGGCACACACCUGUCUAUAUUAGGUCCCACAGUUGACAGUGCAUGUCAGAGCGAAAAAACAGGCGCAGGGAUUGUCUGUAGACAGGAUUGUGUCGAGGCACAGAUCUGGGGAAGGCUACCAAAAAAGGUCUGCAGCAUUGAAGGCAUCCAAGAACACAGUGGCCUCCAUCAUUCUUAAAUGGAAUAAGUUUAGGACAACCAAGGCUCUUCCUAAUGCUGGCCAAACUGAGUAAUCGGGGAAGAAGGACCUUGGUGAGGGAGGUGACCAAAAACCUGAUGGUCUCUCUGACAGAGCUCCAGAGUUCCUGCAGCACUCCACCAAUCAGACCUUUAUGGUAGAGUGGUCAGACGGAAGCCACUCCUCAAUAAAAGACACGACAACCCGCUUGGAGUUUGCCAAAAGGCACCUAAAGGAUUCUCAGACCAUGAGAAACAAGUUUCUCUGGUCUGAUCAAAUCAAGAUUGAACUCUUUGUCCUGAAUGCCAGGCGUCCCGCCUGGAGGAAACCUGGCACCAUCCCUAGGGUGAAGCAUGGUGGUGGCAGCAUCAUGCUGUGGGAUGUUUUUCAGCGGCAGGGACUGGGAGACUGCUCAGUAGUCGGAGCAAAGUACAGAGAGAUCCUUGAUGAAAACCUGCUCCUGAGCGCUAAGGACCUCAGACUUGCGAAGGUUCACCUUCAAACAGGACAAUGACCCUAAGCACACAGCCAAGACAAUGCAGGAAUGGCUUCGGGACAAGUCUCUAAAUGUCCUUGAGUGGCCCAGCCAGAGCCCGAACUUGAACCCAAUCGAAUAACUCUGGAGAGACCUGAAAAUAGCUGUGCAGUGAUGCUCCCCAUCCAACUUGACAGAGCUUGAGAGGAUCUGCAGAGAAGAACGGGAGAAACUCCCCAAAUACAGGUGUGCCAAGCUUGUCGCGUCACACCCAAGAAGACUCGAGGUGUCACACCCUGAUCUGUUUCACCUGCCUUGUGCUUGUCUCCACCCCCCACCUGGUGUCUCCUGUUUGUCCCCAUUAUCUCCUGUGUAUUUAUACCUGCGUUUUCUGUUUGUCUGUGGCCAGUUUGUACUACCAGGGCUCAGGCUAAGACCCAGAUGCAGACACAGGAUACAUAUAGUCAUACAUAUAGAUACAUAUGAGUCUCAGAGUUUAUUAUAGUACAAGUGUAACGGAUGUGAAACGGCUAGCUUAGUUAGCGGUGUGCGCUAAAUAGCGUUUCAAUCGGUGACGUCACUUGCUCUGAGACCUUGAAGUAGUAGUUCCCCUUGCUCUGCAAGGGCCGCGGCUAUUGUGGAGCGAUGGGUAACGACGCUUCGAGGGUGACUGUUGUUGAUGUGUGUAGAAGGUCCCUGGUAUGGGCGAGGGGACGGUCUAAAAUUCUACUGUUACACAAGGGGCAGGCAAAAUGGAAGUCAAGGCAGGCAAAGGGUCGUAAUCCAAAAAGUCAAGGGGUCUGAAUACUAUCCGUAUGCACUGUACAUAAUUACUAUGUAAUUGGAGGAAAGUCAUAAUAAUUCAUAAUUCAUUCAACUUUGGGAACAUACAUUAUUCACUACCUUGUAAAAAGAAAUAUUGAUUCAACGUACAAUUAUAAGGCAACCAGCUUCAAUAGGAUUGUGAGUUUGCUCAACCAAAAUUGUAUUGAGCAAACUCAACAAAAAUUUGGUUGGAAUUUUAUGGAGAAAACUCACAAUCCUAUCGCUGCUGGUAUCCUUACAAUUGUACGUUGAAUCAGCAUAUAUAUUUUUUUUUUCACAGUGUACCAAACAUUGACUUAACAAAGCUGUUGCCUUUUAUGAACUUAAGUUAACUUAAAUGAAAGCCUGGUGAAACAUCCUAGAAAAAAACCCUGGGAGAAAGAAAAGUCUUGAAAUGUGUGUAGUUAUAUCCCCCAAUAUAUUUUAUUUCUUAGUGAAAAUGUGAAAGGAGACUGCAUUAAGUAAAUAUGGAGCAUUAGUAUUUAAUGGAAUAAACCUAUUGAUCCCCAGACUAUUUUCGAAAGAGCUGGAAGCACUUAAACAACCUUGUCUGAUCUAGUAACACUCUGAAUUUGUAAUUGAGAUAAGUCUGUCUAUGCUAUUUACUUCAAUUGUGCCUUCUGGAUUCACUUUUCAAAGGGGUUAGUUGUGGGAUCUGCAUUCACUACUUCCUGUCAAUGGGUUUAUUAUGAUAAAAGUUUAUUAUGAUAUAAGAUCAGCAAAUUACCUAAUACAUUAAAACUCUUGUUAUUUUACCAAAGAAACACAGUUUUGAAUGCAAUCAACCUGUUGCCUUUUAUUCCUACUCCAUCAAACUUAAACCCAAGUAAAUGCGUUUUACCUAACAAGAGAAAUCUGAAAAUGGAAUUGUAUGCAGUCAAACAGUGGAAAAUCAUAGAUUACAGCCCCAUAUAUAUCGAUACCUCGUUUCUAAUGUUUUUUGGAGACAGCUUCUCUUGCUAAUACUCCAGGUUGUGUUUCUGUUAUAUAUAUUUGUGUAGAGAACAGUCCUAUAUAGCCUGGUUAAACCAGACUGAACACUGCACUCACCAUUGUUUCCCUUGAAACAACAGUGAAACAUUGCAAAACCUGUCUGGAUUCCAGGCUACAGUUCCCUAGCCUUAGCUGAAAUGACUAAAUCACAACCAACCAGCACUGGAGUCCACAACCAACCAAUAUUUUUCAGUAAAAACUGAAAGCAAGGCAAAUCAAGGCACUAUAACUAUGCCAAUGACCAGAACAAGGAAAUAUAAAACUUAAAUUAAUCAAACAUCUCUGAAAUGUUUGGGGCGAUUUUAUUAUCCUCUUUAGGGUUGUUUUUUGUUUGUGUUCAUUGUUUUGUUUUUUAAAGCAUAAUGAGCUGAAACUGCCUUUUUUCUAAUAGAGCACAAUCCCGAUAGAAAUUGAAGGGAUCUGUCAGUAUAUUUUGGAUACUUUGUGUACAAAAAGAGAAAUACAAAAACAGAAAUUAAAUAAAGUGUUGUAUUUUAUAUAUAAUAGAACAUUUCAAUAUGGUGAUAUGUCACUAAUAUAUUUAUUUACUAAUAUAUUUAUCCAUUUUUGUCCAGGUCCUGAAAAAGAAUGCAUGGUUUCUGUAUAGAAACGAUAUCUAUAUGAAACUAAGUGCCAUCACAGAUGUAUCAACAUGGCUUCAUUCCAAUUAUAUGCAAAUAAAUUAUUUUGAAAUAAAA